Messenger RNA from Tribolium castaneum (red flour beetle), 3837 nucleotides. Its product is annotated as beta-1,4-glucuronyltransferase 1. The record is from RefSeq and is a predicted model, not a curated record. The transcript has 2 exons. Bases 48 to 1307 code for a protein of 419 amino acids. NCBI's taxonomy places the organism in Eukaryota, Metazoa, Arthropoda, Insecta, Coleoptera, Tenebrionidae.
AUAUUUUCGUUAAGUAAUUAUCUACCGUAACUGAUCAGUAUCGCGGUAUGAUCUCCAGUCAAAAAUGUUUCACAAUUAUUGUUAUUUUCGCCACUCUACUUACGAUAUAUCUAAUUUCGUACAGUGUAAGAAAAAAAAGUGAUUCUACUAGUGACCACAAACCCACAUUAAUUAAAAAUUCCCCACUUUUGGGGACUCUAGCCAAGGUAAAAAAAAUUACCAAAUGUUUCGACAAAACCAUGGAGCCCCAAAUCACCCAAAGGGGCCAAUUUUUCGUCCUGUCCAACUACGUGCCAGCUUCAAGCCAAUUCAAAUGCCACGAAAGCAUCACAGUGACCACACAAGGCGAUUUUACUUUUAUCGAAAAUUUGCUACCACUGGUGGAGAGGUGGCAGGGGCCUGUUAGUGUCGCCUUGUACGCCCCUGGAACCGACUUCGACCGAACAGUCGCUUCGAUCCGCUACUUGCGCGAAUGCACCAAUCACAUCAUUGAAAAAUUUGUCACGUUUCACAUUUUCUUCGAGACUGAACAUACGCCAGAAACGGUUUCCUGGCCUGAGGGGGCCUUUGACUGCGCCCAAAACCCCCCGUUUCGGGAAAGUUCGGCCCAAACGUACAAAGCCGAAAACGAUCUCGUCUACCCGAUCAAUGUGGGUCGAAACGUUGCGAGAGAAAUGGCAACAACGCACUUUGUCCUAGCGCUGGACAUCGAACUGUUCCCCAAUCCCGGAUUUAUCCCGAAAUUCCUGGACAUGAUCGCCCGGGACGAGCCGCCCCUGGACCGUCCCUACCCUCGAGUGUUCCCUUUGCCAGUUUUCGAGAUCAAAUCGGGGGAGAAAAUCCCCGAAAACAAGUCACAACUUCGCGAAAUGUUGGAUAAAAAUCUUGCAAUUUACUUUCACAAGGAUAUUUGUUACUCCUGUCACAAAAUCCCGAAGUUCGAUCAAUGGAAACGGUUAAAUGAGUCGCAAAAUUUUGGGGUUUUUCGGGUGGUGAAGAGGAUUCAUGAACACAAACACUGGGAACCGUUUUAUGUUGGUACGAAUGCGGAGCCGCUCUAUGACGAAAGGUUAAGUUGGGAAGGAAGGAGGAAUAAAAUGACCAAUGGGUUCAUUUUGUGUGUGCUUGACUACGACUUGAUGGUUCUGGAUAAUGCCUUUUUGGUACACAGGCCAGGGAUUAAGGAAAAGUCCGCCAAAAAUGAAAGGAGGAGUAAGUUGGUCAAGGAAACCAAUAAACUGAUCGAGCAACGAAUUUUGCCAGAAAUGAAGGUUUUGUACGGGUUUAAAGACGGUUGCAUUGUUUGAUUUGAAUUUUUUUGUGAUUUUCUUUCAUUUUCAUGAUUUAAUAGACGUAUUAACGAACGCAACGUCAUCAUGUCUUUUGGCAAUUUAUACUUUAUUACUUGUCACUAGUCACUAGUCACUAGUGGGUUAUUUUUGAAUUUCUAUAAAUAUGCAAUCGAUAAUUGCAAUACCAAUAAAAAAAAUGUAAUCAAGAUUGCACUGUUCUGGGUAGUUUCAAGUUUGUCGUGACAGUUUUGCUAAAAUUUUCUUAUGUAUUAUUAUUAUUAUUUAAAAGAUUAAAAACCAGUCAUGAUUCAAUUAAGGUUCCAGGUGGUAAGUGGUAAGUGCAAUUAGUAUUUUUGGUUGCAUCUUAGGACAUGUCAGAAGUAACCUACUAUUGACUCAUCCUGUAUACUUUUUCUAUAGUAACAUAGGGUGAUUCUUUUCGGGCCUACAUUAGAAAAUUUUUAACUUCAAAAUAUAGCUAGAGCUUUAAAAUUUUGUAUACGAUAUAUAUUGACUAUUCCGAGUUUAAGUGAAUUAUUUUCAAAAUGGCUAAGUUUUCGGAACUACGAGAAAUUGGCGUCAAGUUUAAAAUUUUAAGUAGAAACCACUCAUUUUUAUUGCAUUUUUAAAUUUACUUUCUUCAAUUGAAUAAAAUUUACCUAAGUUAUAAGUAUUUAUCUGUCAUAGUUUGUGACAUAUGUCAAUUUUUUGUUAAUAUUUUUAUUCGCAGGGGAUAAUUUAAAAUAUCACAUCUCUUGAACUCUUUGCGAUAAGUGAAUAUUUUUUUUGCAUUUGAUAAUCGAAGGUUUGAGGAGCCAUCUAGAAUUUUCAAAAUUGUCAACUGUUAAAAUUCACGGCUAAUAUGAUUUUUUUAAAAUGCUCAUCAAAAACGGCUAUAACUCACAUUUUUAAAUAGAACGAUCCUAUUUUCUUAACGGCAAUUUAAAAGAACAUUGCUAUUUAUCUUGACUUUUAUCAACACAUCCUAUAUCUAUCUCUUACAGUUUUUAAAAUAAUCACAAAAAACGAAUUUUACUUUGUAAUUUUCGUCGUUAAUCAAGUAGGCUUUGCAAAAUGGUCAACAAUUGUCAAACUUUAUUAUUUUAUGUGGUUUUUAGCUGAUUUAUUAUCGAAUAAUCAGUAAAACAAUAAUAUUUAAUUACGGUUUAUUAUAACUUAGUGAAUUAUCUAAGUAACUCAGUGGGUCUGCCAUCGAAUUUCGAACUUUUUGAAUAAAAAUGGUGAACAAAUCGAACAUUUCUUUUAAUUAAUAGCACAAUUUUAUAACAUUUUUCAAAAGUUUACUGGAUUAAAAAUAAAAAUCAUCAGCCAUUGUUCCAUGUUUUGCGAUUAUUUCAAAAACAGUAAGAAAUAGAUAUACAGGGUGAUUCAAAAGUGACGGACAAACUUUUGUAUGGUGAUAAAUGACGUUCAGUUAGACACAAAAAUGAAGUCAUUUUUCUCAAGCAAGUUUAUUUUUAUAUAUUUUUUGAUUUGUUUUCUUUAGCAACGCUAUCGAUUUUUGGUCUUUUAGUUCCUACGAUGUCGAAUUUAGUUUAUUGACGAUUUUGUAAGUUUUGUAAUUGUUUUGUACGUCAAAAGAUAUUAAUUGUUGAUUUUUUCCAACAAAUAUUUAUUUAAUGUUGCAAAAGCUGUCGUUUCCGCGAACAGAAAUGAAAAAAUAUGACCAAAAGCACCAAAAACUUUAGAGAGAUCUCGUGAAAGAAAGCUUUGUCAUUGAAACUUUUAAUUCAAUUUGAUGUCCUUUAUCAGCACCUGGUACUUUGAAUCACCCUGUAGAAGAUGUUAAUACAAAUUUUUAUAAAAAUUGACGUUUUUUGUUGCUAUUAAAAAAAACGGUAUCAUUCUAUUAAAAAAAAGCUCUUAUAAUCAUUUUGUGAUCAUUACUUUCAAAAAAUCAUAGUAGCCUUAAAAUUUGACAAUUUGACAGGUUUGAAAACUUUAGAAAACGCUUCAAAUUUUUGGUUAUCAAAUGAAAAAAUAAUUAUUCACUUAGUCUAAAAGGUUCAAGAGAAGUGAUAUUAUAUAAAAUAUGACAGACAUUUUAUUUAUUAAUUUUUUUGAAUUUUGGUUUUAUGAAAGUAUGACAGAGAAGUACUACCAACUAGGACACACUUUACUUUAAAAGUUUAAUAAGACAAAUUUAAAAAUGCAAUAAAAAUAGGUGGCUACUAAACUUUCUAAAUUGGCGCCAAUUUUCUAUCGUUCCGGAAGUUCAACCAUUUUGAAAAUAAUUUAUUUGAAUUUAAAAUGGUUGAUUUGAAUCGUGUAUAAAAUUUUGAAGAAUAGUUUCUAAAGAAUAACCCUGUAUAAUGUAAAAAAUAGCCUUGUCACUUGUAACUUUUACGAAAUGAGUCUCUGGUGUUAAGUAAAAUUUUAUCAGUUCGAUAGAUUUAUUACUUAAUUCGGACAAAUACAAAAUUUACAACCUGUUUGUCUUAACAGAUUAUCUCUAAUAAUUUAGUAUUGUAUCACUAUUUAUUUAUUUUAUUAAUUCUUAUCAAUAAAAGAUUUUUAUCACAAA